This is a messenger RNA of Hypoxylon trugodes, 1514 nucleotides long. RefSeq lists its product as uncharacterized. The transcript has a single exon. The record is from RefSeq and is a predicted model, not a curated record. Bases 1 to 1116 code for a protein of 371 amino acids. Lineage: Eukaryota; Fungi; Ascomycota; Sordariomycetes; Xylariales; Hypoxylaceae.
AUGUCUUGGACUACAUUCUCUCCCCCAAAAUCUUUUUCAGGGGCUCCUUCAUUGACUGGUAGGAUUGCUGAAAACUGGAAUAAUCUACACCUUAGCAACUCGGAGCAGGAAUCUUUCGUGCUCGAGCCCGCCACUAAAAUUGGCUUGAUCAUCGCUCUGUGGUUCCUGGCUCUGUUCACGGCCCGUCGACGACUGUACCCACAGCGAUCGAAUGACCUGACCACAAGAAGAUACCAAUUCCUGAAACAUAUGGUAUACACUACCAUUGAUCUCUUUAUUAUUCUCUUCUGCGACUACCGAAUGUUCGAAAAUGGCUUCGUGGAGAUCUCCAAGGUAGCUCUAGUGUUAGCCGUAUACAUGCGGCUUUACUGGAUCCUCACCGAAUCGAACUUCAUGGAGCAUAGUCAACCUCGCAUCCCCUUCAACCCCUUCGCCCCGCAGCAAGUCGACCCGGACCGAUUAGGACCCCCGAAGGAAAUCGCAAGCGGAGGGAAACAAUGGCCCCAACGCCCCAUGGGUAACUGGGAUGACGAUGACGACGAUACAGAUGAUGCUGCGGACAGUUUCCUACCACCAGCUCUUAAGGUACCAACUCAGCCAGCAGCUAAAGCACCAACCAAGGCACCAACCGAGAAACCAGCGCCCAAGGAUCAGAAAAAGGAUUAUGGCGAAGCUAGUGACAAGGUCCAAAAGCUGGCUAAACAAAACCAGCCCAAAGCGGAUAAGGACAAAACCAAAGGCCCAGCUCCUCAGAAAGAAGCCGCCGCCACUCAGAAGGAUAAGGCCAAGACUACUACUGCGAAAUCGUUCCUAGAUGUAAAGGUACUAACCCAGGAUACGAGCAAUAACGCAGCUAAAUCCGCCACAGCUGGUGGGAUUGGCAUGAAUGUAGUAAGCGCAACUAACAACUUCUCUGAAGACGAGGACGUGAAGCCAGUGAUUACAGAUAAAGUUACCCUUGGGGAUUUAUUUGACCUUUUCGCGGAAUACAUGUAUGGUUGGGCGGGGACGUUUUGGUCGCCAUUUGCUCUUAUGGGUAGGGCAAUCAAGGUCACUUUGGGUUUUGGCUCAUAUGGGCCCUCCCGUCGCCGAAAGACAAAGCCUAGCUACAUCUAAUUCUUGUUUUCUCGUUGCGAGGCAAUUCUACCUAAGAACUUAAGUAGAUACGUAAAAUAUUUAGGAUGAGUUAGCUUCUGAAUUGACAUAGUUUCUUUUGUACAUUACCAAUUUUAGUGAACGUGACUCCAGAUUGUGACUUGCUUGAAUCAUUGUUACCUAGGAAUUAAUAGGCACUCACAUGGGUACUAGGCCUCUUGAUAUACGACACCAGUUUAAUCUCCAAGCCAGUUGUUAUAAUUCUCGUGAUGGAAGUGGUUAUUGUGGCCAAGAGUAUUAUAGACCUAGAAAAGCUUUUUAGUUAUCGGCCUUAGUAUUACCUCUUAGUAUUGGUAAGAACCUAUGAAAACUUAAAAGAUAUCUAAUCGAUCUUUACAUCUCCAGAUCUUCUAUUGGGC